GCAGCACUUGUAUGUAAACAAAAACACGUUUUUAACUGUCAAUAUUUACCACAUAUUUACACUUAAAAAUUUUACCAAAAUUUAAAGUUAAUAAAAACUAUAUCUUAAAUAACUUUUUAUAGUCCAGAAAACCGGAAAACCAUGGUUUCCUAGGAUGCACUAUUAAGGAAUAAAACAUAACAUUCCAAGGUAUAAGUCUAUCUGUAAAGCACAGUUCUAACCUGCAAAAAACAUGAAUUCGGAAAUAUUAGACUCCAAAUACAACAUAGGAAAUAAAAAUAACGCCUCAAAAAUCUCGCUAAAGCUCAAACCAACCCCUAUUUUAUUCAACAAUAAGAAUGGACCCUCUUCUCCAAAAAAAAUGAAACUAAGUGACAAUGGCUUAACCAAGAGAGCUAUAACAUUUGGAAAUAUAAAUGGUAACUCUGUAAGGCCUAAAAUUAGCAUACAAGAACAGAAAAGAAAUUUGCCUAUAUUUGCCAACAGAAAUAAAUUAAUUGAUUUGAUAAAAAGGCAUAGAACUUUGAUAAUACUGGGUGAGGCUGGCAGUGGUAAGACCACUCAAAUUCCUCAGUAUAUUAACUCAGCUCGGCUGCAAGAGAAUGGGAAGAUAGCUAUUACUCAACCAAGGAGAGUAGCUGCUAUUAGUGUUGCAUUAAGGGUUGCACAAGAAUACGGAAAUGGAAUGGGUGUAGGUGAUUAUGUAGGCUACACAGUUCGGUUUGAGGAUGUCACAUCUAAAAAAACCAAAAUUAAAUAUGUAACAGAUGGUAUGUUACUUAGAGAGGCUAUUAGCGAUCGACUCUUAAUGGAAUAUACUGUAGUAAUACUGGAUGAAGCCCAUGAAAGAACUAUCCACACUGACGUGCUCUUUGGCAUUGUUAAAAAGGCUCAAAAAAUUAGAGAAGAACGAAAUUUGGCACCUUUAAAGAUUAUUAUAACUUCUGCUACCAUGGACGUGGACCAUUUUUCAAAAUACUUUGACAACUGCAGUGUGGUAUAUCUCGAAGGCAGGACCUACCCAGUGAAUAUACAUUACACGAAAAAACCACAGGAUGACUACCAGACCAGUUGUGUAUCCACAUUCUUUCAAAUCCACAAAAAUGCUCCUCCUGAUCAUGACGUUUUAAUUUUCCUUACUGGCCAGGAAGAAAUUGAAACAUGUGCCCAUCAAAUCAGAAUCCUUGCUAAAGACCCUGAAGUUGAGGGUCCUCCAGUGAAAGUAUGUACUCUAUAUGCUGCACAACCUGGUACUCAACAAAUGGCAGUAUUUAAUUCAGCACCACCUGGCACUAGGAAGGUUGUGAUAAGUACCAAUAUUGCUGAGACCAGUGUUACCAUCAGUGGUAUUAAAUAUGUUAUUGAUAGUGGUAUGGUGAAAGCAAGAUCCUAUCAUCCAUCUACUGGCCUAGAGCUCUUAAAAGUUCAAAGGAUAUCACGCGAACAAGCGGAUCAGCGUACAGGACGUGCAGGUCGGGAAUCUCAAGGAUUUUGCUAUAGGGUGUACACAAAAUCACAGUUUGAACUUAUGAGGAAAGCCACCAUUCCGGAAAUCCAAAAGGCUAACCUCAAUUCGGUAGCUUUGCAACUUUUAGCCCUGAAUGUUCACAUGAAGAACUUUGAUUUUAUGGAUAAGCCACCAUCCGAAGCUAUUGAUGCCGCGUUUGAUCAGUUAAAGCUGCUCGGUGCUGUAGAAAAUGUUGAUAGUGGAGAACUUACUGCUUUAGGGAAAAGAAUGGCUAAGUUUCCUUUGGAUCCUAGGCUUAGUAAAGUUUUAAUUAUGGCUGAAAAAUACUCUUGUCUAAAAGAGGCUCUCACAAUAGUAGCCCUACUGUCAAGCGAAUCAAUUCUAAUAAAUCCCCCGUCAAAACGGGAACAAGCCCAACUAUCCCGUCAAAAAUUCAGAAGUGGUUACGGCGACCACAUAACGCUCUUAAAUAUAUACAGGGCGUUUGAAAAUAUUGGCAAACAUAACGUCGGUGGAUGGUGCCACGAACAUUUCGUCAAUAUGAGAAACAUUUUAUAUGUCAGGGAGGUUAGGAACCAGUUGCAGGAAAUAUGCAAAAAAUGUGAUAUAGCGAGCUCGUCUUGUGGUAGCCAAAUGGACCAGCUCAGGAAAUGUUUACUUAGUGGGCUUUGUAUGAAUGUCGCAGAGCUCCAUAGAGAUAGACAAUAUAUCACACUGGAUAAACGUCAAAUAACCCAAAUACACCCCAGCUCCGUUGUCCAUGGACAACAACCGCACUACGUCAUAUUCACCGAGGUAGUACAAACGACGAAAUGCUACCUCAGAGACCUAACCACUAUCGAAGGUGAUUGGCUACAAGAAGUGGCUCCCAAUUACUUUAAGAAUCACAGAUUUAAUUUAAACGGAAACGCUUGACGUUUUUUAUGAGUGCAUCACCUAAAAACUGUUUUUUGUUGUAUAUGAUGACCUUUAAAACCUACGUGCCUUGUUUUAAGCUGACAGUUUUUUAAUCAUUUGGAUUAUGUAAACGCGAGGCACAUACUAUUGUUAAUUAACCUGUAAUUAUUAAUUGUUUAAAUAGUAAGUUAAAUUUUUAUUGUCAUUUGAGUCCUUUAAACUAGGAACUUUUAAAUUUUUAAUUUUUUCUUUGUUACGACUCUUUUUGAAGAUAUUGCAUAAAGUUGUGAAAAUUAAUUGAUUUUAAAUGCUUUGACUUGUUAAUAAUUUAUACAGAAUGACAUUACUAAAGAAUUGUGCCAAUGUCUAUUAUAACUUUAAUUUAAUUAAUCACUUUUAAAUUGAAUAAAUUAGUUAUAUUUGA
Molecule: messenger RNA, 2789 nt
Organism: Anthonomus grandis grandis
Lineage: Eukaryota; Metazoa; Arthropoda; Insecta; Coleoptera; Curculionidae
Gene: ath
Product: ATP-dependent RNA helicase DHX33
Exons: 8
Coding region: 233-2383 (716 amino acids)
Biological process (GO): positive regulation of transcription by RNA polymerase I
Cellular component (GO): nucleolus; intracellular anatomical structure
Molecular function (GO): RNA binding; ATP binding
Source: RefSeq, a predicted model, not a curated record